AGUCUAACGUAGUAGAUUUUUUCUUGGAAAAUGAUUUUGGGAGAGAAUGUUAGUGUUGGUUCAUCGUGGAGCAGGGAUGAAGAUAUUGCUUUCGAGAGAGCACUUGCAAUCUAUGCCGAUGAAAAUGAGAAUCGUUGGGAAAAGAUUGCUUUAGUUGUUCCAGGGAAAACUAAAGAACAAAUUAUAGAGCAUUACAAUGUUUUAGUUCGUGAUGUUACGAUGAUUGAAUCUGGACUUGUACCUCUUCCUGCUUGUUUUGGCUUUUCAGAAGAACCAAAUCACAAUGCUAGUGGUCAAGGCAAAAGCGCAUUGGAAUAUGGCGAAUAUCAUCGUAAGACACAUGACAAAUCAAAACCAAAGCAAACAAGAAAAAGAGGAAUUCCUUGGACAUCAACUGAACACAGACAAUUUCUUCUUGGUUUGGAGAAAUUUGGGAAAGGUGAUUGGCGUAGCAUUUCUCGUCAUUUUGUCUUGACAAGAACAUCAACUCAAGUUGCAAGCCAUGCUCAAAAGUACUACCAACGUCUUAACUCAAAGAACAAACACAAAAACAGGGCAAGCAUUCAUGACGUUACAGUUGCAGGAGACAAACCAAAACAAAGAGCAAUCACAUGGCAAACCUUUGCUUCUACUUCCAACAAUCAACUCAUUCAACCUGCUUCGCAACCAUCACUCGAGCUUCCUAUACAUGGAAGACGAAACAUAUGGAACACACAAGCCACUCAAGCCAUUUCACAACCACCAGCGCUAAAUCAUCCUACUGCAUAUGGUGUACCUACUACCAUAUGGAACGCAGCCACUCUGCAGCCGUCAGCCAAUUUUCAUGUGUAUGGAACGCCUACCAUAAGCCAACCGAUGGUUGGACCAAUGCUCUCACCUUUUGGAACAAACAUGAACCGUUUGGCUCAACCUCACAUGACUUCUGGAGUUCAUUUCGUACCUUCCUACUCGGGUCCUAAUGCACCGAUCAACAUGGGUUCAAUCCCAUAUGACAUCAAACCCAAAGAUAGGUCUUAA
This is a messenger RNA of Capsella rubella, 1017 nucleotides long. Its product is annotated as transcription factor SRM1. NCBI's taxonomy places the organism in Eukaryota, Viridiplantae, Streptophyta, Magnoliopsida, Brassicales, Brassicaceae. The record is from RefSeq and is a predicted model, not a curated record. Bases 31 to 1017 code for a protein of 328 amino acids. The transcript has 2 exons. Gene Ontology annotation, molecular function: DNA binding.